Messenger RNA from Tinamus guttatus (white-throated tinamou), 1767 nucleotides. The record is from RefSeq and is a predicted model, not a curated record. NCBI's taxonomy places the organism in Eukaryota, Metazoa, Chordata, Aves, Tinamiformes, Tinamidae.
UGCUUCGACUGCGGCGCCAAGAAUCCGAGCUGGGCCAGCAUCACCUACGGAGUCUUCCUAUGCAUCGACUGCUCCGGCGUCCACCGCUCCCUGGGCGUCCACCUGAGCUUCAUCAGGUCUACAGAGCUGGACUCUAACUGGAACUGGUUCCAGCUGAGAUGUAUGCAAGUGGGCAGCAAUGCCAACGCGAGCGCUUUCUUCCGCCAGCAUGGCUGCACCACCACAGAUGCCAAUGCCAAGUAUAACAGUCGCGCUGCGCAGAUGUAUCGGGAGAAGAUCCGGCAGCUGGCGAGUGCUGCCAUGGCCAAGUACGGCACCGACCUGCUGAUAGAUGGGCUGAGUGGAGCCCCUGGGCACUCACCUGAGAAGAGCGAUGCUGAUUUUUUCAUGGAGCACACACAGUCUUCCAGUACCUGGGAUGUAGCUGAUGCCAGCCAGAAUCCUGCACAGUCUUCCCUGGUGAUGGAAAAAAUGAGGACAUCAGAAGGCAAAGAAGUGUCAUGUUAUAGUCAAGGCCCAUCAAUUGACUUGUUGAGCACAUCUCCUAAAGCUCCUCUAGAAAUUAAAUCCUCUCUUAUUGGAAAGAAGAAGCCAGGAGCUGCCAAGAAGGGGCUCGGUGCAAAAAAGGGUCUUGGAGCCCAGAAAGUGAGCAGCCAGAGCUUUAGCGAGAUCGAGCGGCAAGCCCAGGUUGCAGAGCAGCUGAGGGAGCAGCAGGCAGUGGAGUCCAGGAAACAAGCUGAGGAAUCCAUGGAGAAGAAUCUGCAGAACCUUGAAGGGAAGAAACGUGAACAAGCUGAGAGGCUAGGCAUGGGCUUGGUGUCCAGAAGUUGUGUUUCACACUCGGUGAUGUCUGAGAUGCAAGUAAUUGAGCAGGAGACGCCGCUGGUUGCAAAAUCUUCCCGCUCCCAACUGGACUUGUUUGAAGAUGCUGGAGCCUUCGCAUCUGGACCUCCCAAGUAUAAAGAUAAUCCCUUCUCAUUGGGAGAUGCCUUUGGCUCGCGAUGGGAAACGGACUCUUCUUGGGGUGUUGACAAAGAGGAGGAACCUGAGGUGACCAUUUCCAGUAUUCGACCAGUUUCAGAGAGGCCCAUCAGUAGGCGUGAGACAGAGAGCAGGACAUCCGCUGUGGAAUCAAAUGAAGCGCGGCAGAAGUUUGCAGGGGCAAAAGCCAUCUCUUCAGAUAUGUUCUUUGGACGGGAGGCAGAUGCUGAGUAUGAAGCCAGAUCCCGCCUGCAGCAGCUCUCGGGCAGCAGCGCCAUCAGCUCUGCAGACCUCUUUGGUGACACUGAAAACGUGCACUCAGGUGGAGUCUCAAUUGGGAAUGUCCUGCCUACAGCUGACAUCGCGCAGUUCAAGCAAGGAGUAAAAUCAGUUGCUGGAAAGAUGGCUGUCCUAGCCAACGGGGUGAUGAACUCCCUCCAGGAUCGUUAUGGCUCAUAUUGAUGAUGGAGGGACUGCAGCUCACAGGGAAUCCAGCAAGAUGCACAGAUGUCACCUUUGCCUGGAAUAAACUCUGCAGGAUUGUCUUAGUUCAUCUGGGGUGGGUGGGAAGGGGGGAAGGUAGGCGGAAGGGGUCAGAAGAUGUCCGUGCCUGGACUGCUUCCCAACUAUCUCUGGAUUCCACUCUGUAUUAAAAUUCAGUGUGCCCUCAAACCCACUGCUACCUGUUAGCCAGUGGAGACAGGCCUUCUUACGGGAUUAAUGUCUUUGCUUUGAACAGUAGGACAGGAAUUCCUGUGGCUGCCCUUCUUGGUGCUCCUGCCUUUU